AUGGAGAUGGUAGAGGAGAUCAAGGAAUCUCCUCAAGUGAACAAGUUCGUCUUUUCCGAUCCAGGUUCUCCUCCUAGCUUACAACUCAAUGUUUCCAUCCGAAGCAUAGGCAAAAUUGGCGAGACAGGGGUAAUCAUCAGUGCUUCGCUGGGCGCCAUGAGACCCCUUGUUGGGAAGUUGAGCUUACUGCUUCUAGCUCCUGUUGAGAGACGCUUCUCCAGUAGGGUCGAGAACGAAAUGCGCCUUCUCAAACAUGAUGUUGAAGAGAUAACCUCCUACCUUGAUGAACUGUCAGAGGUGGAGGACCCUCCGGCGACGGCCAAGUGCUGGAUGAAUGAGGCGCGAGACCUGUCUUACGACAUGGAGGAUUAUGUCAACAGCUUAUUAUCUGUGCAGCCGGAAGAUCAUUCCCUUGUUGCCAACAACAUCAAGACCACCAGGUCCCUCGGCAAAUGCUUCAGCCAUGCCAAGACUCUCAAGAAGCCCAAGUGGGACGACCACAAGAUUGAACAAACGCUAUCAGAAUUCAGGAUGAAUGUCCAGGAGGCGAUUGGACGGCACCAGAGGUACGGUCUCCAUUCUUGUAGCGCCUUGAGGCGUAGGUUUGUGCCCCUUGGCCCUAUGCUUCUUCCUACGCCAUAUGAAGAAACUGCCGACACAGUAAUCGAUGGCCGGAUGAACGACUUCGUCAACUCACUGGCUAACGAUGGGGACCAGCAGCUCAGGGUGGCAUCUAUUCUUGGAUCUGCUUGUCUUGGUAAAACUACACUUGCCAGAGUGUUUUACGACAAAUUCGGGAGGCAGUACAAUUGUCGAGCUUUUAUUCGAGUCUCCAAGAAACCUGAUAUGAAGAGAACUUUCAGUGACAUGCUCUUGCAACUCCAGAAACAGCAUCCGCCACAAGAUUGUAAGGAGGUUGUCCUCAUUGAAAAUAUCAAGAAAUAUCUACAAGAUAAAAGGUACUUAAUUAUUCUUGAUGAUGUAUGGGCUACGUCAGUAUGGGAUAUUAUUAGUCAUGCUUUUCCAAAUGGUAGUCAUGGUAGCAGAAUAAUAACAACUACACAGAUUGAAGACGUCGCAUUGACAUGUUGCAGUUACCAGUCAGGGCAUGUCUUUGAGAUGAAACCCCUAGAUGAUGAUCACUCAAGAAAACUUUUCUUUGGCAGACUUUUUGGCUCUGAAAAUCAUUGCCCUGAGCAGUUCAAAGAGGUUUUGGAGAAAAUUGUUGAAACAUGUGGGGGUUUGCCGCUAGCAACAAUCAGCAUAGCUAGUCUUGUAGCAAGCCAGCCUAUCAUAUCAACUGGUCUAUUGGCAUACAUAUAUCAUUCGUUAAGCUCUUGUUCUAUGUAUCCAGCGGGCUACAAAUUCUGGAAGGAUGAUUUGGUGAAGCAAUGGAUGGCUGAAUGUUUUAUCCAUAUACCAGAAGGUCAAGACAUGUAUGAAGCUGCACAAAGCUAUCUGAAUCAACUUAUUGGCAGAAGAUUCAUCCAGCCUAUAUGUGUGAACCACAACAACGAGGUGGUUUCCUGCAUGGUUCAUGACAUGGUACAUGAUAUUAUCGCACACAAUUCUGCGGAAGAGAAUUUCACUGUCGCGGUAGACUAUGGCCGAAGAAAUGUGCCACUUUCUCAUAAGGCCCGUAGAUUAUCUCUCCUCUUUGGCGAUGCAAAAUAUGGCAAGACGCCAGCAAACAUCAGAAAGUCACAAGUUCGGUCCCUCACUUUCUUUGGAUUAUUCAAAUGUAUAUCUUGUAUUAGAGAGUUCAAGCUUCUUCGUGUUCUAAACCUUCAACUAUCUGGUCAUGGCCAUGGCGAUGGCCAUGACCGUAUAGACCUCACCAGGAUUUCGGAACUGUUUCAACUGAGAUAUUUGAAGAUUGCAUGUGAUGUAUGCAUAGAACUUCCAAACCAUGGGCUAAAAUUGUUGGAAACACUUGAUAUUUCGGAGGCAACAGUCAUUCUUCUAAGGAAUGUCCAUCUCCCAAGAUUAUUGCACCUCAGCCUUCUCUCUGAGCGAAAUCUGCCAGAUUGGUACGUCGAUAUGAGAGCUCUCACGCUGAACUACUGCCUGCAGGAUCUUCAUCUUUCUUGUCUCUGUAGAGGUCCGUACGAGGAGAAGUAUAUCAUGGGAUUUCUGGUUUCUCUAUUCAGAGUACACCGCUUCCUGAAAACUAUUGUAGUGGCACAUGGAUCCUCGGCAGUUAAAGAGCUUGUGUUUCCUCUCACUUCAUACCUACCAAUUUCAUUGGAAAUAGUGGAACAUCCCCGCCAUCUCCAGAGAUUUGAAUUCUCGCCACACUGCGGCAUCUUAUUCUCACGAAUUCCUACGUGGGUUAAAGAACUUGCCAACCUAUGCAUUUUGAAGAUCGCAGUGAAGGAAAUAUAUCAACUUGAAGUUCUCAGAGCAUUGCCUUCCCUCACUGCUCUGUCGCUGUAUGUGGAGACGGCGCCCCUUCACAUGAUCAUCUUUGAUACGGGGGCCGGGUUCUCAGUUCUCAAGUACUUCAAGUUGAGGUGCACGACUGGUAUAGCUCAGCUAAAAUUUGAGGCGGAUUCAAUGCCUAACCUCACGAAGCUCAAGCUAGUUUUCGAUGCCAUCCCACCAAUGGACAGACUUUCUUUGCUCUCUUUUUCGAAACAGAGCACUUUGGAACGUGGUACUGCAUUAAUCACAAUCGAGCAUAUGCCAGGACUUAGAGAGAUCUCUGCAAAAUUUGGUGGUGCAGCAGCUGCUGAUCUAGAGUUUGCCUCCAGGACCGUCUUUAGUAAUCAUCCAAGCAAUCCAACAAUCAACAUGCAGCUGGUGGAUCAUAGUUCGUGUGGUGACGAGAGCACUAGACGAGCUGAGAUUCUGGAGGAAGAACCAAGUGAAUCCAGCAAAACACAACCAGAUGAAUGUGACAACAAGCAAGAUGAGAUCCUGGAAGAACCAUACAACAGCAAGAUACGUAAGAGAGCAGCUGGUAGAAGAAGGAUUUCAAGGUCAUCCAAGUUCUCUGCGCUUCUACACUUUCAAGGAGCAAGCACGGCACUAAAGAAGGGGCUCGUAUACUUCGGAUGGGACCGGGAGAAGGAGCCCGGCCAUUCCAGGAAGGAUAAUAAGACAAUGAAGGGCGGAUCUAUUUUCUCCAGGAAGGAUGUCUCUAAGAGCAUCUCCACCGGCGCCCCCGAUAGCGGCUCCGGUAACAUUUUGGGGACCGGCAGCGAAAAUGUGCUCGCACCGUUGUUCGCCGAGACGCGCGGCCACCGCCAUUACCACGGCGACAACGCUGAGGAGGACGAUGAUUGA
Messenger RNA from Lolium rigidum, 3288 nucleotides. Its product is annotated as disease resistance protein RGA5-like. The transcript has 7 exons. Gene Ontology annotation, molecular function: ADP binding. The record is from RefSeq and is a predicted model, not a curated record. NCBI's taxonomy places the organism in Eukaryota, Viridiplantae, Streptophyta, Magnoliopsida, Poales, Poaceae. The coding region runs from base 1 to 3288 and encodes 1095 amino acids. Gene Ontology annotation, biological process: defense response to other organism.